This is a messenger RNA of Alexandromys fortis (reed vole), 3123 nucleotides long. RefSeq names its product EPH receptor A5 (gene Epha5). NCBI's taxonomy places the organism in Eukaryota, Metazoa, Chordata, Mammalia, Rodentia, Cricetidae. The transcript is spliced from 18 exons. The record is from RefSeq and is a predicted model, not a curated record. Bases 1 to 3123 code for a protein of 1040 amino acids. Gene Ontology annotation, biological process: ephrin receptor signaling pathway; protein phosphorylation; axon guidance. Gene Ontology annotation, cellular component: plasma membrane; dendrite. Gene Ontology annotation, molecular function: protein binding; ATP binding; transmembrane-ephrin receptor activity.
AUGCGGGGCUCCGGGCCCCGCGGUGCGGGACGCCGACGGACCCAGGGCAGAGGUGGCGGCGACGACAUCCCCCGCAUCCCUGUCUCUCUGGCAGGCUGCUAUUCUGCACCUCUUAAGGGUCCCCUCUGGACGUGCCUCCUCUUGUGUGCGGCGCUCCGGACCCUUCUGGCCAGCCCCAGCAAUGAAGUGAAUUUAUUGGAUUCACGCACUGUCAUGGGGGACCUUGGAUGGAUUGCUUUUCCAAAAAAUGGGUGGGAAGAGAUCGGCGAAGUUGAUGAAAACUAUGCCCCUAUCCACACAUACCAAGUAUGCAGAGUUAUGGAACAGAAUCAGAACAAUUGGCUGUUGACAAGUUGGAUAUCCAAUGAAGGUGCUUCCAGAAUCUUUAUUGAACUCAAAUUUACUCUAAGGGAUUGCAACAGCCUUCCUGGAGGAUUGGGCACUUGUAAGGAGACAUUUAACAUGUAUUAUUUUGAAUCCGAUGAUGAGAAUGGAAGGAAGGUUAAAGAGAAUCAAUACAUCAAGAUUGAUACCAUUGCUGCUGAUGAGAGCUUUACAGAACUAGAUCUUGGAGACCGUGUCAUGAAACUCAAUACGGAGGUCAGAGAUGUAGGACCUCUGAGUAAAAAGGGAUUUUAUCUCGCUUUCCAAGAUGUCGGUGCUUGCAUUGCUCUGGUUUCCGUGCGUGUGUACUAUAAGAAAUGUCCUUCUGUGGUAAGACACUUGGCUGUCUUCCCUGACACCAUCACUGGAGCUGAUUCUUCACAGUUGUUAGAGGUGUCAGGUUCCUGUGUCAACCAUUCUGUGACAGAUGAUCCUCCCAAAAUGCACUGCAGUGCUGAAGGAGAGUGGCUGGUUCCCAUUGGGAAAUGCAUGUGCAAGGCGGGAUAUGAAGAGAAAAAUGGCACCUGCCAAGUGUGCAGACCUGGGUUCUUCAAAGCUUCUCCUCACAGCCAGAGCUGCAGCAAAUGUCCACCUCACAGUUACACCCAUGAGGAAGCUUCCACCUCUUGUGUCUGUGAAAAGGAUUAUUUCAGGAGGGAAUCUGAUCCGCCCACAAUGGCAUGCACAAGACCCCCCUCAGCUCCUCGGAAUGCCAUCUCAAAUGUUAAUGAAACUAGUGUCUUUCUGGAGUGGAUUCCGCCUGCUGACACUGGUGGACGGAAAGAUGUGUCAUAUUAUAUUGCAUGCAAGAAGUGCAACUCCCAUGCAGGGGUGUGUGAGGAGUGUGGAGAUCAUGUCAGGUACCUCCCCCAGCAAAUCGGCCUGACAAAUACCUCUGUCAUGAUGGUGGACCUUCUUGCUCACACAAACUAUACCUUUGAAAUUGGGGCAGUGAAUGGAGUUUCCGACUUGAGCCCAGAGACCCAGCAGUAUGUGUCUGUAAAUGUAACCACGAAUCAAGCAGCUCCCUCGCCGGUCACCAACGUGAAAAGGGGAAAGAUUGCAAAGAACAGCAUCUCUUUGUCUUGGCAAGAGCCAGAUCGCCCCAAUGGCAUCAUCCUGGAAUAUGAAAUAAAGUACUUUGAAAAGGACCAAGAGACCAGCUACACAAUUAUCAAGUCUAAAGAGACCACUAUUACUGCAGAGGGCCUGAAGCCUGCGUCUGUGUAUGUCUUCCAAAUUCGAGCACGAACAGCAGCAGGCUACGGUGCCUUCAGUCGAAGAUUUGAGUUUGAAACCACACCAGUGUCAGUAGCAGCAUCCAAUGAUCAAAGCCAGAUUCCCAUCAUUGCAGUGUCGGUGACGGUGGGAGUCAUCUUGUUGGCAGUGAUGAUUGGCUUCCUCCUCAGUGGCAGUUGCUGCGAGUGUGGCUGUGGACGGGCUUCUUCCCUGUGCGCUGUUGCCCAUCCAAGCCUAAUAUGGCGGUGUGGCUACAGCAAAGCCAAGCAGGAUCCAGAAGAGGAAAAGAUGCACUUUCAUAAUGGGCACAUUAAACUGCCGGGGGUCAGAACCUACAUUGAUCCGCACACCUAUGAAGAUCCCAAUCAAGCUGUCCACGAAUUUGCUAAGGAGAUCGAAGCUUCAUGCAUCACCAUUGAGAGAGUCAUUGGAGCAGGUGAAUUUGGUGAAGUUUGUAGCGGGCGUUUGAAACUACCAGGAAAAAGAGAAUUACCUGUGGCUAUCAAAACUCUUAAAGUAGGGUAUACUGAGAAGCAGCGCAGAGAUUUCCUGGGUGAAGCAAGUAUCAUGGGACAGUUUGAUCAUCCGAACAUCAUCCAUCUAGAAGGUGUUGUGACCAAAAGCAAACCUGUGAUGAUAGUGACAGAGUAUAUGGAGAACGGUUCCUUGGACACAUUUUUAAAGAAAAACGAUGGCCAGUUCACUGUGAUUCAGCUUGUUGGCAUGCUGAGAGGCAUCGCUGCAGGAAUGAAGUACCUCUCUGACAUGGGCUACGUGCAUAGAGACCUUGCUGCGAGGAACAUCUUAAUCAACAGUAACCUUGUGUGCAAAGUAUCUGACUUUGGGCUUUCUAGGGUACUGGAAGAUGAUCCUGAGGCAGCCUACACCACAAGGGGAGGCAAAAUUCCAAUCAGAUGGACUGCCCCAGAAGCAAUAGCUUUUCGAAAGUUCACUUCUGCCAGUGAUGUCUGGAGCUAUGGAAUCGUUAUGUGGGAAGUUGUAUCUUAUGGGGAGAGACCCUACUGGGAGAUGACCAAUCAGGAUGUGAUCAAAGCAGUGGAAGAAGGCUACCGCCUGCCAAGCCCCAUGGAUUGUCCUGCUGCUCUCUAUCAAUUAAUGCUGGAUUGCUGGCAAAAAGAUCGAAAUAGCAGGCCCAAGUUUGAUGAAAUCGUCAACAUGCUGGACAAGCUGAUACGAAACCCGAGUAGUCUGAAGACACUGGUUAAUGCAUCAAGCAGGGUAUCUACUUUGUUGGCUGAGCAUGGUUCUCUGGGGUCAGGGGCCUACAGAUCAGUAGGUGAAUGGCUGGAAGCAAUCAAGAUGGGCCGGUAUACAGAAAUUUUCAUGGAAAAUGGAUACAGUUCAAUGGACGCUGUGGCUCAGGUGACCUUGGAGGACUUGAGGCGCCUGGGAGUGACUCUGGUCGGUCACCAGAAGAAGAUCAUGAGCAGCCUUCAAGAGAUGAAGGUGCAGCUGGUAAAUGGGAUGGUGCCAGUGUGA